CUUUGGAAGUAGUUUUGAGGAUAUUUAGAGCAAAAAGAAUGUUUCCAAAUUUUCAUGUUCGUCUGUCUGGAUUAAUACCUGAUGCUCAUUAUAUGUUAGCGUUGGAUUUUAUACCAUGUGAUGAGAAACGUUAUCGAUAUUCAUUUCGUACUUCAACUUGGGUUCAUGCAGGUAAAGGUGAUCCACAAAUUACACCACGAAUACAUUUACAUCCAGAUGGAAUAGCCAGUGGGACGUAUUGGAUGCGUCAAGCAAUAUUAUUUGAUAAAUUAAAGUUAACCAAUAAUCCAUUUGAUCAAAAUGGCCACAUAAUAUUAAAUUCAAUGCAUAAAUAUCAGACAAGAUUACAUGUGAUUUUUGCAGAUGAAAUGGAUGAAAUUAUGAGAAAUAAUCGAGAAAUUAGUCAAUUUUGUGCAAAUUCAUCAAAAUGUAUGAAGAGAACAUUUACAUUUCCAGAGACAAAAUUUUUCGCUGUAACCGCUUAUCAGAAUAACCGAGUGACACAAUUGAAAAUUUCUAGUAAUCCGUUUGCUAAAGGAUUUCGUGAUUGUGAUCCUGAUAACUGUCGCAUAGAAAACCAGUUGCAACAUUAUGAUACAAAUGGAAGUGAACAAUGCACAAAUGAUACUGGUCGUAAAAGAACAAUUAGUCCAGAACUUAGAAAAACUACUGAGAAAAAUGAAGCGUACUCAAUCGCUCACACAGUUAAACCAGAUAAAAAGUUAAACAAGAAAUUACGCCCAAAGAGUCAAUUAAUGAUUGCAAAACACGUUAAAACGGCCACUGAAUAUGAUAAUUUGUUUGGGCCUUGUUUAUGUAUCCAUAACCCAAAAAUUCAAAAAACUGAUGAAGUUAAUGAACCUAAAUCCUCAUCAAUGAAUAUUAAGCAUGCAUUAAACAACUUCACUAAUUUAACAUCUAAUUUUAAUUCAAACUAUUUACAAACACCUUUCGUAAGUAGUUUAAAUGAAAGUGAAAAAGUUGGGAUUCUUUCAUCUCCUAUGUGUAAUAACUUUGAUACAAAGUCAGACAAUAGUAUUUUAGCUAAUACCCCAAGAGGAUUACUUAGGAAUAAUGCUUAUCAAGAUCUAAAUAUAGAUAGUAAAAUGUUUCCUAACCAUGGAUCGAUAGAUACUUUUCAAAACAAUAAAUUCUAUCAUACUGAUAAUAAAGAACAGAAUUUCAACGUUUACACGUUAUACAAACCAUCUUCAAUUUCAUAUGAUUGGUUAGACGGAGAAAGUGGGGCGCAAUUUCAUUUUCAUGAAACUGCAAAGGAAACAUGUCGUUUUUCAUCCUCCCAUCAAGAAUUAUCUUCUAGUUUAUCCAAACCAUGUACUAUUCAUAAAGAUACUAACAAUGGUAAUGUUAGUUCAAAUGUAGUAAGUGAACAGCUGAAUAACCUAACCUGUCAAACUAUUAUUCAAGAACACACUGGAAAUUCUCAUUUUACUGGUAAUGAGGAUGAAGCUAUUGCCCAUCCCCAUGAAAUUAAGAAUGUCACGGAGGAAAUGAAGUAUUUCAUUAGAACAUAA
Schistosoma guineensis is the source of this 1535-nucleotide messenger RNA. Lineage: Eukaryota; Metazoa; Platyhelminthes; Trematoda; Strigeidida; Schistosomatidae. The record is from the annotation of a GenBank genome assembly.